AUGGUGUCUGAAGAAAAUGGGGGCCCCGAAUAUGAUCAUUCGCACAAAGAUCUGACGCCAACUGUUUGUUCUAUCGAGGCCGAACAGUUGGCACAGGUCAUUCCAAACACCUUAAGGACCACCGACUCCAAAUCCGGAGCUGUUUGGCCAUUUUUGGUUUCCACAAGAGUGGCCUCGAACCCACAGUCUUCGACCGCCUCGCACAGUUUCUGUGCUGACCCCGUGUGUUUCACAACUGCCUGUUCCGUGAGCAACGACACCUGCACGUCCUGGACCCCAUGCACUGCCCUGAUUGCGUCUGUCACGGCGCCCACACAGGAGCUACAAGUCAUGCCCCCGAUGGUCAAAAUGGAUGUCUCGGUCGAUCCGGCAGCACCGUCGGCCGCACCGGACUGUUCUAUGGUGGCCCCAAACCCAGCCGAGUCCACGGCAUCAGCCAAUGCGUCUGCCGAGACGGUGGGCGAAUGGGUCACGAGGGCUUGUUCCGUCAACAGGGCCACCUUCACGUCGUCCACGCCGUCCAACUCACGCAGACUGGCCUCCACGGCCGACACUGGCCACCAGGGCGUACAGGAAAGUGGACCAGCAACCAACAUUGUAGCCGUUGACGAGCGUUGCAACGGCCCAUUCGGGAGCACUGUGGAUGUAGGUGGCACUGUGGAGAGCCUUAUCGAUGAUGUAGAGAGUCUCUUCUUUGGAGACGUUUUCCGGGGCGUGUUGGAACAAUCUGGUUUUCAGGAAGUGUCCGAGAUUCCACUGGAAUAG
Molecule: messenger RNA, 765 nt
Organism: Ogataea philodendri
Lineage: Eukaryota; Fungi; Ascomycota; Pichiomycetes; Pichiales; Pichiaceae
Exons: 3
Coding region: 1-765 (254 amino acids)
Source: RefSeq, a predicted model, not a curated record